UUAACAAUGGCUGAUGAUGAUGACUGGGGCAUUACUCCUAAUUAUAAAAAUGUUAUGACUGAAAUGGAACAGCGAUUCGGCUUAAAUGCAGUUCCUGGUCGGGUUGGCUAUAUUGAUAUGAAUGAACUGCGACAGACCGUCGUUAAAGAUGAUGAGGAGGACAAGAAAAAAACACUGCCAAAAGCGUCCUACGGUUAUGGUGGAAAAUUCGGUGUUGAAAAAGAUAGAAUGGAUAAGAGUGCCGUCGGAACUGAUUAUCACGCAGAGUUGAACAAACACGCCUCGCAACAGGACUACUCCAAGGGCUUUGGUGGAAGAUAUGGGGUACAAGCCGAUAGGCAAGAUAAAGCCGCCGUCGGGUAUGAUCAUCACGAGGAUUUAUCGAACAAGUCUGCAGGGCUUCAUCCAUCUCAACAACGAGCUGAGGUGACAGGUGGACAGAAUAGGGCGAGAGAACUUCGUGAGCGAUUUGAAAAGCUGGCGUUAGAUAUGAACAAACCUGCCGAAAGGCCCUCACGACCCGAUGUGGGGAAAAUCAAGCCACCCGUAUUUGCUCAACCUAAGCCGACUGAGGAGGCAUCAGUGGAUAUUCCAACCGAAUCCCCUAAACCAGUUCCAGAAGUUGAGCCAGUCGAAUCGCCUAAAUCGCCAAAAAGUCCGGAACAGUCUGAGACACCCACUCCAACCAGUCAACCUGAGAUUGUAUUCGGUGUGGUUCCAUCACCUUCACCGGAACCUGCGAAGGCUCAAAGUGAUGAACUUUCCUUCAAAGAGGGUGAUAGGAUAGUUGACAUUGAGAAGUUUGAUGAAUUUUGGUGGUCAGGUCGAAUCGGAGAUCGUGCUGGCAUCUUCCCCGCUAACCGCGUUCAGGACACAGCUGUAGAUGCUGCUACAAGCUCUUUAGGUGCUGUCGGAUCCCAACAAGAGGUUGUCAGCAAUAUUACUGCAAUGGCUCUCUAUGACUUUGCUGCAGCUCAACCCGACGAGCUGUUUUUCAAGGCUGGAGAUAUGAUUGUUGACAUUGUCAAAUUUGACAAGGAAUGGUGGACGGGUCGUAUCGCUCACGGAGACGAGUUGUCCUUCAAAGUCGGCGAGGAGAUCGUUGAUAUUGAUAAGUUUGACGAAAUGUGGUGGCUGGGUCGAAUCGGUAACCGUCGCGGUAUCUUUCCCGCUAAUUUUGUGAAGGAGUCAAAAGUUGUCAUUGUGAAACCGACAGCACCUAAUAUGGCGAGAGCUAACUGUGGGAUUACUGCUACGGCGAUCCAUGAUUUUUCAGGAUCCCAACUCCACGAAUUGUCUUUCAAGGCUGGGGAUGAAAUCUCAGACAUCGACAAAUUUGAUGACCAAUGGUGGUGUGGUCGAAUCGGUGAUCGACUUGGAAUCUUCCCUACUAAUCAUGUCUUUGAGAAUUAA
Rodentolepis nana is the source of this 1413-nucleotide messenger RNA. Lineage: Eukaryota; Metazoa; Platyhelminthes; Cestoda; Cyclophyllidea; Hymenolepididae. The record is from the annotation of a GenBank genome assembly.